This is a messenger RNA of Papaver somniferum (opium poppy), 798 nucleotides long. RefSeq lists its product as uncharacterized. Lineage: Eukaryota; Viridiplantae; Streptophyta; Magnoliopsida; Ranunculales; Papaveraceae. The record is from RefSeq and is a predicted model, not a curated record. The coding region runs from base 1 to 798 and encodes 265 amino acids. The transcript has a single exon.
AUGGCAGAAUUAAGAGAAAUGAUGACUACACGAAGAAAUGGUGGAAAGAGACAGUUAAAAAAAGCAGUAGAAGAAGCUGGAAAAACUCCUUUUACAAGACAAAUCCAAAGGGAAACAAUACCGUACAAGUGCAGCUUACCGGUGUUUACUAGUAUAUUUGAUGGAAGUGCUUGUGCAAUACAACAUGUGAAAGCCUACACCCGAUCUCUAUUACAAUGGGAAAAUAAUGAUGCAGUCAUGUGUAAAUAUUUUGCUGCGAGCUUGGCGAGAGAAGCUUUGAAAUGGUUUGAAGGGAUACCAGUAGAAUCAAUUGGGUCAUUUCACCAUUUAAAGAACGUAUUUUUAGCACAAUACAUCAACAAUUAUAUGUCAAUACCAGGGAUUAAGACAACAUUCAGACUUCGCAGAAGGAAAAAUGAGACUUUGCGUCAUCUAACAACAUGCUGGAGCACCAUGUGUAGCGAAAUGGGAAGACGAGUAGAUGAGCGACACCUUAUUCUUGCAUUUAUAAAUGCUCUCUUUGCUACAGAUUUAUUGUAUACACAAAUCUUUCGGAUAAAGGAUACGAUAACAAUGUCAGAAUUGCACGAAUUUCAAGAAGAGUACAUAACACUUGAAGAGAAACAAAGAGAUAUGGAGUCGUACCCAGUUGCAAUACCAGAUGCGAAGGGUGGAAAUGCAAGUUUACUUCCAAAAUUGACAAAUACUGUUGCGAAUACAUCGCAAGGGAAUCAAGGAAGGAAUGUUGCAGAAAUGAAACAAAAACUGGUAGCCAUGGGUAGUGCAGAUCAAGCAUAG